Molecule: messenger RNA, 2508 nt
Organism: Macroventuria anomochaeta
Lineage: Eukaryota; Fungi; Ascomycota; Dothideomycetes; Pleosporales; Didymellaceae
Product: POPLD-domain-containing protein
Exons: 1
Coding region: 1-2508 (835 amino acids)
Biological process (GO): tRNA 5'-leader removal
Cellular component (GO): nucleolar ribonuclease P complex; ribonuclease MRP complex
Source: RefSeq, a predicted model, not a curated record
AUGGCCGACGCUUCAAAGAAGAGGAAGCAGACGUCAGACAGUGCGCCGCGUGCAAAACGCGCGCGCUUUCCCCAGAAGCCCGCGCAUAACAUCCCUACAAUAUCAACGAGAAACGCGUACCCCAAUGGCGAGGUCAAUGUCAAGAACUUCCUCAAGUCGCAUGAAAAUGAGAUUAAAUCUCUGGAGGGGGCGAUGAUAGCAGCAAAGAAGGGUCUAUCGAGAAGAGCGUUUCAAGAUGUGCCCAGAGAGUUGCGCAGAAGGACUGCAAGCCACAACCCAAACCGUGUACCAAAACGGCUGAGAAGACGAGCGCGGCAGGAAGCUAAGGAAGAUAACACGCCGAUAACACGAGGCACAAGCGGCAGUGGCAUUGGUAAGGGAAAGAAGAAGUAUCUCAGGAAGGAGGGCAUCGAGAAGAGCAAACAAGUGUGGAAGCAGAGAGAGCAAAAGAAGGCAGAGGAGAAAGGCAGUGAGCAGACAGGGACAGAGCAGGGAACGAGGGAGGCCUUCAAAGCUGUGCCGAAACCGAAGACGAAGCCUAGGUUUCCAUCCCUAGCCACGCCGGCCACGCCCCCAUCGCGAUUUCGCAGACGCCAACGAGACAAGACAUGGCUACCAACGCACAUAUGGCACACAAAGCGUGCACGUAUGACGGAACCGAAAGAUCCCCUCUGGCGAUUUGCGAUCCCACUUGCGCCCGUCGUGAAGGCAUACCGUCUGACCCAUCGAACUGCUGCGCAGCGCGGAGCCAUCGCUUGGGAUAUGAGCUACAUGUCGACAAUUGGGCUUGAGGGCGUGGAAGACAGCAUCGUUGGGCUGCUGAGAGGGUUACGUUUUGGCGCCGAAGAUGCUGAAGAUCCAUGGCAAAGGCGAGGCAAGGCGAAGAAGUGGAGACAAGGUACAAGAGCUUGGGAAGGCUGGCUGCACGAGAGAGACACGAGACCUCUGAAGCGAAUUGCGCAUGUGACUGUCAUCUGGUGCGCGCCUGAAGUGGAUGGCAAGAAGAGGAGAGCCUUUGCCCGAGUGCACCCAAGUGCGUUUCUGCAAGUAUGGAAUGAGGUCGUUCGCAUCUCGAAGGUCCAGAAGCCAGCGGUCAUUGUUGAAGACCUUCGAUUCGAGGUUGGCUCUAUUGAGAUCAUGGGACCUGCAGCGGCAGAGACGCUCUGCUCGAUACUGCAUCCAUCUCCUUCUGAUGCUGCACCUGAUGCACCUCAAUCACUAUGGUCUACGCUCGCUUCAGUAACAGAUCCUGGUGUGCUGCCAGCUGGUGCAUUGCUCGCAUUCGACAUCUCAGAUCCUCGCCUGCGAGACCCUCCUACGCCAUCGACGAUACACCAGGAUCCCUCUUCUCUGAUCGAGACACUCGCAGCUUGGCCCAUCGACAGCACGCAAGCCUCGUCAUCCAUUUUCAGCCGUACCGCUCGACUUACCGGUCAAAGGACACUGCCGUCGCAGAAGUCGAUCAACAGACGACAGAGUGCGAAUACACUAGGCAGAUAUCCAGAGCCAAGACCAACCGACCCAUCGAUCCCAAUGCUAAUCUACGUCUCUCGAGAGAGCAAAUCUUGGACAGUUCUCCUUCCCUGGAAGUGCGUCAUGCCCGUAUGGCGAGGCAUUAUGCGGUACCCAGUGUCUACUGGUGGCAACCCUCGCUUUGGCGGCUUGAAGGAGAGGCGGCAGGUUACGUUCGAACGUUCAGUGCCAAGCUUCCCACAUGACUGCCCUGCCACUGAUGCCGGUUCAUCGUGGGAGCUGAAGCAACAAGACGUGAGGAAGCACGAAUGGACGAAGCGGCCAAAAGGCAAGAGAAUCGAAUGGUCCACGAUCGAUCUCGGCAACGGGAGGAAGGGUGAGAUUGGCGACCCGUGGGCCUGCGAGUGGGCGCGCCUGCUACCGAAUGCACCUGCAGAGCCUACUGCAGCGCAGGACGAGUCCGAGAAGGUGGUCACUCCAUUCCGUCAGCUUUCUUCUGCUCAAGCGACCAAGCUUCUUCAGGACCCCGCUAUUGAGCCUGAAGUACCAUAUCUCUUCACUGUCAAGAUCAUAGUGGUGGGACGAGGGUAUCCUGUUGACUGCUCUCGAGUUUACCGUUUGCCAACGAACAAUCCUGAGCUGCGCAACAAAUGGCUAUCUCUGGUGCCAGGCCCUAAGUCGAAGACGAACGGCGUACCAAGGAGACAGCAGACUCGUAGCGGUGACGAUGUUUCUGAGCACCUGCGGCGAAGAGAGCUCGCUAGCAGUCUGUUAGAACCACCGGCACCGAAGGACGCUCCAACACCAGCAGAAGACGAUUACCCUUUGGUUCCAGACGAGGAAGAUCUGAUUGGCUUUGUUACAACUGGCAACUACAACCUGGCUGAGGGUAUGCCGACUGCUGUUGCCAAUCUUGCUUUGCAUAGGGUUCUUUGCAUUCCUGGAGACAAAGCCGUACAAAAGGAGGAUCGCAUCUGCAUUGUCAGGGAGCCUGGACGAACUGUAGGCAGACUUGCCACGUGGGAGGUUGUUUAG